UUAUCAUGUCUCCGCCGAAAAGUUUAUGUUUGACUGAAUCAAGACUGAAUUUAUACCUCUUAUAUAUAAUCCCUGAUCUAUGGCCGUUACAUCCAUGUCUACUUCUAUCCUCACCAUGUCCGAGUCCUAUCUUCCUCCUCAUGCAAUGGGACACGGUUAUUCUGAAGACGCUGAUUUCGACUUCGAGUCCGACUCAGAGUCUGACAGAUAUACUAGCAUGUCUCUUGACGCGUUUGCGCCCAGCGUAGCAAGCUCCAAAACAUCUAUGGAUGCCUCCAUGCGUUCUCAAUCCCCUGCUCCAUCAGUAUUCUCAGUAACAAGUUCUUUACGAGCUCAAGCAUAUAGACAAGAAUACGGACGAGGCCUAAACAAUUAUUCAGAAGUUUACAGGUUACCAGCCGACGACGAAGAACUUGACCGUCUGGACAGACAACAUGACAUGUUUUGCAAAGCAAUCGGUAAAUUCCCGCCACCAAUGCCAGAAAUCAUGGCAGAUGAUGAGUUUGAGGUUAAAGCCGUCCUCGACUUAGGUUGUGGCAGUGGCAGCUGGAUAAUGGACAUUGCGAGAGAAUUCCCAAACGCAAGUGCGGUAGCUGUGGAUCUCGUUCCCAUGCAGUCAACGUCUAUGCCACCAAACUGCAGAAGUGAGGUUGACGACAUUAAUCUCGGCCUGGAGCACUUUUAUGGCGAUUUCAACGUUGUCCAUGUUCAAUUAAUUUCUUCCGGAAUUCGGGAUUACCAUGGACUCAUUAAUCAUAUCGCCCAUGUCCUCCGACCAGGUGGUCUAAUAGACCUCACUGAAUUCGCAUUCUAUUUUACGGGCAUCGAGAAAACACCUAUUUGUCCACCAGCGGGCACAUUUGAACCGCCGUGGACACCUCUAUGGAUGUCUUACGCGAACAGAGCCGUCCGUCAACGCGGUGGUGAUGCAGACGCUUCCUUGCACAUGCAUCAAUGGGUAUCAGAGCACCCGGCAUUCGAGGACGUCGUGUAUCGUGAAUUCUGGAUACCAUUGUCGCCGUGGCUGAAGGGUAAUGACCCUAACAGUAUCUGGUGGAAUAGUAUUGGAGCGACUAUGCGAGAUGACGUCAAAGCAUUCAUGAGAUCCGGUCGCCCUUUGCUCCUCGGCAAUGGAUUAUCAGAAGAUUUUGUGGAUCAACUGGAAAAUAAUGCAGUGGCGGAAUUGGAUGAAGCAAUUACUCCUGUUUACGUGUGCAUACAAAACGUCUAUGCCCGUAAGAGACAAUGAUUCGGGCGCAUCUUGGACCUAUUUAUUCACUUACCACUUUGGCAUAUUUGGACUCGCGUGGACUUCAUCACAUUAGAAUACUGUAUCAUGAGAUAUUUUUUUUUUUUCUUCACCCUCAUCACUGUUCGAUACCUGCACUAACCACGCUUCGACAUCACGAUACGAGAUAUAUUUGACGUUGAUGAUUACAGA
Molecule: messenger RNA, 1441 nt
Organism: Suillus bovinus
Lineage: Eukaryota; Fungi; Basidiomycota; Agaricomycetes; Boletales; Suillaceae
Exons: 7
Coding region: 80-1249 (389 amino acids)
Molecular function (GO): methyltransferase activity
Source: RefSeq, a predicted model, not a curated record